Molecule: messenger RNA, 1527 nt
Organism: Cokeromyces recurvatus
Lineage: Eukaryota; Fungi; Mucoromycota; Mucoromycetes; Mucorales; Mucoraceae
Product: SAC3/GANP/Nin1/mts3/eIF-3 p25 family-domain-containing protein
Exons: 4
Coding region: 1-1527 (508 amino acids)
Biological process (GO): mRNA export from nucleus
Cellular component (GO): cytoplasm; nucleus; transcription export complex 2
Source: RefSeq, a predicted model, not a curated record
AUGGUUGAACGUGAAAUACAAAAGAAUAUUGAUACCUUGGAGAUGAAUGAACAAGGGAAGCCUGAUCCUAACAAAAUUGUUAAAGCUUAUAGAAGAUCUGCAGCUGGUAAUGAACAACCAUUACCCUCAGAUGUUCGAACACCAGAAUGUCUUGUGUCUACGCUUGAUUACUUAAUCAAUAGUAUUGUGUCUAAUUAUCCACUUGAAUCAUGUCAUGCAUUUGUACGUGAUAGAACAAGAUCAAUUCGUCAAGAUUUUACUUUACAAAAUAUUCGAGAUAAAACAGCUGUGGAAGUGCAUGAAAAAAUUGCACGUUUUCAUAUCUUAUGUUUACAUGAAAUGUGUGAAUAUGAUGAAGCUAAAUUUAGUGCCCAACAAGAAACUGAGCAAUUACGAAAAGUUUUAAUCAGUUUGAUGGAAUUCUAUGACGAUCUUCGUGAAGAAGGUAUUGAAACAGAAAAUGAAGCAGAGUUUCGUGCCUAUCAUCUCCUAAGCCAUAUUCGUGAUCAAGACAUGGCCCGACAAGUACAAACCCUCCCAUUAUAUAUCUUUGAUCAUCCCUAUAUGAAACGAGCCCUUGAAUUUUAUGCUCUAGUGCAACGUAAUAAUGAAAUCCUGGAGACUUCAUCACGUCGUAAUAAACCAGAAAAUGUUCCUGCUAGUGCCAAUUUUUAUUCUCGAUUUUUUAAAAUGGUAGCUGAUCCUAGUACGCCGUUCUUGAUGGCUUGUAUGUUAGAGACUCAUUUUUCAGAAAUCCGUAAAGGUGCUUUAAAGGCAAUGAAUGCAUCCUAUAUGUUUAAAGCAGGUGGUGUAAAUGCAGACUACAUCCGCGGCGUAUUAGCAUAUGAUACUUUAGAGCAAUUGUUACAUGAAGCCAAGCUAUAUGGUCUAGUUAUGGAUAUGUCAUAUGGUGAACCUACUAUUAUGUUUGGACAAAGACAUUAUACCGCCAAGGUUCCCGUAUUCAUAGAACCAUUAUCAAAUCCUCCCCAAAGGAAAUCUAAGCUUUUAGUUGAACCUAAAAAGGGAACCAAAAGUUUUAAUGAAAUUAUCUAUGCUGAACAUGAAGAUACCUUUAUGUUCAGCGAUGAUGAUGAUAACAGUGUUUAUGAUAAUGUUGAAGAUGAUGAUGAUGAAAUGCUUGAAGAUAAUCCCCCUAUGUCUAUUAAAUUACCUUAUAAUGUACCUAUUACUUUGCCUGUUAGCUCAUCUAGCAGCCACCCUCUUAUUCCACCCGUGAGUGCACCUAUUGAUAAGCCUCAUAAGCAUUCAGUCGUGUUACCUAUUAUACCACCUAUACUUGCCUCUAAAAAUUCAGCGGUAGACUAUAUAGAAGGACAGAUAUAUACAAAAGACCAACUUGCUGAUAUUCGGGAAAGAGCAGCAGCAGCAGCAGCAGCAGCAGCUAAAGAAAGAGAACUCUUGAUACAACUUGCCAAGAAACGAGAAGAGCAAAUACGAGUGAAAAAACAACAACAAGAAGAAUUACAAAAGAAGAAGAGCGUAAAAGAGCAGAAAGACAAUUAG